Vidua chalybeata is the source of this 1836-nucleotide messenger RNA. RefSeq lists its product as uncharacterized. Bases 458 to 844 code for a protein of 128 amino acids. The transcript is spliced from 6 exons. Lineage: Eukaryota; Metazoa; Chordata; Aves; Passeriformes; Viduidae. The record is from RefSeq and is a predicted model, not a curated record.
GCGGGGCCGCGGGGGUGGGGCGGGAAGGGAAUUUGGGGGCGCCGAGGGAGCCCCGGGACCCCCCCGGCAGCGCGGGAUGGGCGACAGCGACGGCGAUUUUAGGGUAAUUUUGGGAUCCCUGACUGUAUUUUGGGGGAUUCUGGAAUCCCUGACUGGACUUUGGUGUCUUCCAGAAACUCUGUGGGAACCCAGGGCACGGGGAAUAUUUCUCUGCCUGCUAUGAGGGGCCCUGACCCCCUAAGAAACACUGCCUUUGACCCUCACCCAUGGAGAGAGCUUCCAGGACAUCGAGGUGGACAAGAGCCUACGAGAGUGGUGAAUUGUGGCCGCAGCUCUUUCCACUGAGAGCAGAAGACACAACUUCCCAAGGAACAAUCCCUGGGAAAGGCAGCAAGGAAGCUCAGAGACAAAGAGAAAACAAUUCUUAUCUCUGUUCUCUGCUCCUGGUGUUCAGCAUAUGGAAUCUAACCGAAGGCCCUGCUGGGGGCAGUCCUUGGUCCCCAUCACUCAGAGCCUGAGCUGCUGGAGGUGUCCCCCCCAGCUGCUGAAGGUGCUGGUGGACGUGGUGGCCACCCUGGGCAAGGUGGCGGCCACUGUGACUGGGCCACAGAGGGAUGAGCAGCAGCUUGUAUACCCAAAGUUCCUGCGUGAGCGCCUGAGGGACUUCGCCUGGAGCCUCUGUAAGACCCUGAACCACCAUGGUGUCACCUCCUGGGGCCACCACAAUGUCCCCUCCCUGGGCCAGGCCCUGGCCACCCUUGGGGCCACCCCUGGGGCCACCCGGGCCGAUGUGCGAGCCUCGGCCUGGGCCUGGCAGGAGUUGGAUGUGCUUGCACAGAGCUAGGGCCUGCUGGUCUGGGAGGCCAACGAGCUCUCCAAGGCCUGCGGGGAGAGGCCACCAGCGAGGCCACCAGCGAGGCCACCAGCCAUGCCGGAGACCUGCAGGACGAGGCUGCCCAUCAGAAGACAGCUGGGGACAACCCAGUGGCUGAGGCCCAGCAGCCACCAGUGGCCCUGGACACGGAGGAGGUGGCCUCGGCAGGGGCCGUGCGUGAGGCCCAGGUGGCUACGGCCACCAACGAGGAGGAGGCAGCCACUGGAGAGGAGGAGAUGGCCACCAGUGAGGAGGAGGCAGCCACCAGAAGGGGACGGUGCUCAGAGGUGGCCCUGGGAGCACUUGUUGGUCGCGUGUAAAAGAGCCAGGUAUUUCGUCUGGGGGACGUGUCGCCAGCUUGAGGCCAUUGAGGCCAUUCUGAAGGGAACAAAUGAGGCAUCCCCCGAUGUCCUCGAGGACUUGGUGGCCAAGGUGGCCAUGGCCGAGCGGCUGUGGGAAGCCAGUGCCUGCCUGGCCACGCGUCACCUGCUGGGAAUACUUGGGGACAUCUGCAGGCUCCUCGUGAAGCCCCCUGGUGGCUCCGGUGGCCCCAGUGGCCGCACAGUGGCUGAGCAGUGCCAAAAAGCCAUCGCGGACAUCCUGAGGCUGCUGCAGGGACAGUGAUGUCACCACUGUGAUGUCAUUGGAGUGAUGACAUCAUCAGGGACAUCGCGGCUGUCACUUGUCCCCUCCCUGCACAGGAUUUGAGACAAAUUUGGGGAAUUUUCUGGGAAUUUUCAUCAAAAUUGUCCCAAAUCCUGAUGGGAAUUCCUGGGGUGACAUCACUGGGGACACUUGGGGACAUUCUGAGAACAAUCAGAAGGCUUUUGCAUUUCUCUAUUGGCUUUUGCAGGUUCCUAUUGACCACAAGCAUUUUGCUCUGCUGCUCAAUACUGAUAUUGAUUAUUGAUAAUUCCUUGCAGCUGCUCACUGGCACAAUAAAAUCUCAGAGUUUGCCCGGA